AUGGCCGACCAUCGGACCUCUUCGGGCUCCUCGCGGCGCUCGAAAACCAGUGACGAUGUUGUCGGCAACUUCGUCAUCGGGUCCGAGAUAGGCAAAGGAAGUUUCGCUCAGGUCUACAUGGGCAAGCACAAGGUCACCGGUGAUGCGGUCGCUAUCAAAUCAGUCGAGCUGGGCCGUCUUAACAAGAAGCUCAAGGAGAACCUGUACAGCGAGAUCAAGAUCCUAAAGGGCCUCCGGCAUCCACAUAUUGUCGCCCUCCACGACUGCCUCGAGUCGACGACCCAUAUCAACCUCAUCAUGGAAUACUGCGAGCUCGGUGAUCUUUCUCUGUUCAUUAAGAAGAGGGAGAAACUCAUCACGCAUCCAGCUACGUGCGACAUGGCCCGCAAAUACCCAAGCGUUCCGAAUGCUGGACUAAACGAGGUCGUGAUUCGUCAUUUCAUGAAACAACUGGCCAGCGCUCUUCAGUUCCUUCGCGAGGGCAACUUCGUACAUCGCGAUGUCAAGCCGCAGAACCUCCUCCUGCUACCUUCAGUCACUUACCGAGAGGCCAACCGAGAUGUUCGACCUAUCCUCAGCGCCAGCCAGGACUCUUUGAUCCCUGCGGUAGGCUUGCGGUCUCUUCCCAUGCUGAAGCUGGCGGAUUUUGGGUUUGCCCGUGUCUUGCCUGCUACCUCACUCGCCGAGACUCUGUGCGGCUCUCCCCUAUACAUGGCGCCUGAGAUCCUGCGUUAUGAACGUUAUGAUGCAAAGGCCGACCUGUGGUCUGUAGGCACAGUCCUCUACGAGAUGGUAUCCGGCAGGCCGCCGUUCCGCGCCAGCAACCACGUGGAACUCCUUAGGAAGAUCGAGAAUGCCGAGGACCAAAUCAAAUUCUCGCGAGACUGCCAAGUCACUGCAGAGACGAAAUCACUAAUUCGGGCACUGCUGAAGCGGAACCCUGUUGAACGGAUGAGCUUUGAGAACUUCUUUGCGCAUCCGGCCAUUACUGGUGACAUUCCUGGCUUGGUCGAAGAUGACGUGCCCCAGGUCAGACGCCAGCCAUCCACAGUCAGCCGCACUCCUCCAAAGACAGAUGAGACACAAGCGAGUCUUAGGAGGCUUUCCAUACAUCGCCGAUAUACAGGAGACCAGGACCCCGGCCGGCAGGACCCAGGCUCGUCCUCGCCACGAGAAAAGCUAAGCCGGCAAUCACCCCGGAUGGCACAUGCUACCGACAGGUAUGACAAUCAAGCUGUCCAUGGCACGUCGUACCAAUCGUCGUCGCCGCGAGACGACAUAGCACCAGGACUAGGCAUCCGGCGACCACAGCCGCCAGCUCCUUCCACAUCUGCACCCAGUCGCCCAGCUCUGAUGGAGGAUCGUCGACGGAGAACUUCGAAUGCUUCCUUAAACCGGUACUCCAGGGACGAACAACCAUCAACAUCGUACUCACCGGAUGGAGUCGGCAGAGCCCGGCCCAAGGCCAACCAGACCUCAUUGGAUGAGAAGGAGAAGACUGCUCAGGAUAUCGCCUUUGAGCGAGACUAUGUCGUCGUGGAGAAGAAGCAUGUAGAGGUCAAUGCGUUUGCAGAUGAGUUGGCCGCGAAAGGAGCACAGCCACAGUCAUUGCGAGCCGGCCAUGUCGUCCGCCGCGCGACUCAGCAAGGUGUUCCGACCUCAACAACGGGUGCUGUUCCAGCGCAACCCUCAAAUGCGUUGCAGAUCGCGCAGGGCAGGCAGCAGGUCGAUCAUUAUCGCAGGGGCUCGUACGAGAAGAGUUUAUCAGGAAGCCCCAGCUCGACAACCUCUGUUAUUUCAAAAGCAAUUCAAGACGCAAGUGUUCGGUUGUUUGGCUUCAAGUACCCUUCUCACCUGCUCGGGAAGGGCGCAUCACCACCACAUCUCUACAGUCCGUUCCCAACAACAUAUCCAACACUCAAUACAACCACUGCCCUGCUCACAGACGGGCGGCUUGGCGGGUUGCUAGACGAAGACGCCAGGGUUGCUCAAUGCAUCGAAGACUAUGCGACGCGCAGUGAUGUUGUCUGGGGCUUUGCCGAGGUCAAGUACAAGCAGCUUGUGCCACUUGCACCCUCGAUGGAGCACGGCCUAGGCGGCACGCCAGCAGAGCAGCUCGGCUCCGAGGAUGAGGAUGGGCUGACGCCUGAAGCUGUGGUUGUGCUUUCAGAGGAGGCGCUUGUGCUGUAUGUUAAAGCACUUUCUCUCCUGGCCAAGUCUAUGGACAUCGCAAGUUCUUGGUGGGGUCGGAAAGCUACGCGCUUCGACAUGGCAGGCUCGCCCACACACUAUGCUGCCCGGGAGGCAGCUGCAGCGCAAAACCUCAUCAACAGGGUCAAUUCGGCCGUGCAGUGGAUCCGGCGCCGCUUCAAUGAGACGCUGGAGAAAGCCGAACUGGUGCGGCUUCGGCUUGUGGAUGCACAGAAGCAGCUUCCCGAGGACCACCCCAGCCAUCCUGACAACCACAAUUUGCCAGCAGACAGCGUCGGUGCUAACUCGACGACUGCGGAUGGCAUUGUGCUGUCGUCUGGCCUAAGUGCCGAGAAGUUGAUGUAUGAGCGAGCUCUGGAGAUGAGUCGCGCCGCAGCAAUCAACGAGAUUGCAAAUGAGGAUCUUGCCGGCUGCGAGAUCUCCUACGUUACAGCCAUUAGAAUGCUGGAGGCAGUCUUGGAUCAUGAAGACUCCCCCAUCGGUGCAAAGCCGCGAACACCCAGCAGUCCCCUGGCUGAGCGCGACUCCAGUCGUGAAGGAGCAUCAGAGAUGAACCAGGAUGACCAGCAAGCUGUUCAAAAGAUGAUUCAAAUGAUAUCUGGCCGUCUUUCGGCGCUCCGCAAGAAGAUGCAGAUGAUUGCGAACGCCUCCAAGGCGCAACAGAGCCUCACCCACCGGCGGAGUGGCGAUGUUACGCCACGAAGUGUCCCCAUGAGCGUCUCGUGA
This is a messenger RNA of Microdochium trichocladiopsis, 2937 nucleotides long. RefSeq names its product serine/threonine-protein kinase ATG1. The record is from RefSeq and is a predicted model, not a curated record. Gene Ontology annotation, molecular function: protein serine/threonine kinase activity; ATP binding. Gene Ontology annotation, biological process: peptidyl-serine phosphorylation; autophagy; autophagosome organization. NCBI's taxonomy places the organism in Eukaryota, Fungi, Ascomycota, Sordariomycetes, Xylariales, Microdochiaceae. Gene Ontology annotation, cellular component: cytoplasm; autophagosome. The transcript has 3 exons. The coding region runs from base 1 to 2937 and encodes 978 amino acids.